Molecule: messenger RNA, 1438 nt
Organism: Scatophagus argus
Lineage: Eukaryota; Metazoa; Chordata; Actinopteri; Scatophagidae
Gene: btr02
Product: bloodthirsty-related gene family, member 2
Exons: 7
Coding region: 114-1430 (438 amino acids)
Molecular function (GO): protein binding
Source: RefSeq, a predicted model, not a curated record
CCUGUUGCUGUGUACACCAUUUGCAGUAUCUAUGUGUUACUGCCUGAAACUGUGAAUAGAAGAAGCGCAGACUGACUGCAGUGUUAUCUGGACAGGAGCAAUUCAGGAAGGGUAUGGCUUCUACAAUCAGCCUCCUCUCUGAGAAGCACUUCUUGUGCUCUCUGUGUAAAGACAUCUUCACCAGCCCAGUGACCACACCAUGUGGACACAGCUUCUGUCUGUCCUGUCUCUGCAACUACUGGGCACGACACCAGACCAAAUACUGUCCCAACUGUAAGAGAGUAUUUACUGACAGGCCUGACCUCAGUGUCAACCGCAUUCUGUCAGAUGUCGCAGACAACUACAGGAAGACUCGACCACAGAAACCAUCUGAUGAGGACAUGGUUAUAGAUGUUGAGCAAAUGAUUCAGGAGAGGCUGCAGAAGAUAGAAAGGUUGAAAUAUUCCCUUGAGCUCCAAAAGAACUCUUACCUUAAAGAGGUGCGAGAGAGUCAGAAGGUUUUCUCUGCCCUCGUAAAUGCCAUGGAGAAGAGGCACAAAGCGGUCAUUGCAGUGAUUGAGGAGAGACAGAGUGAGGAGGAGAGGAGAGUGGAAAUACUGGUGGGAGAGCUGGAACAGGAGAUCCGGGAACUGAGGAAAGAGACCACUGAAUCCGAUCCUCAGAUUCCUGUAAACAGUGAUCGAAGUGGUGAAACGAAGCAAGUUAUUAUGAGCACCGUUUCCACAAUGUGCCUCACUGAGAUGAAGGACUGGUCCAAGGUUAUGAUAGAAACUGACCCUUGUGUUGGGGAGACGAGACGAGCCCUGUCGGACAUGCUGGAAAAGAUAAAGGUAGAAGUCAACAGACUCUCCAAAUCUGAACUUAAGAGAAUUGAGAAAUACACAGUGGAUGUGAAUCUGAGUGCGAAGACAGCCCACCCCUUCCUCUCUGUUUCAGACGACAGAAAACGGGUGAGACACACGGACAAGCUUCAGGAGGUACCAGAUAACCCUAAGCGGUUUGACCGUGUGCCAAACGUGCUGGCCAAAGAAAGCUUCAGCAGUGGGAGGUUCUACUGGGAGGUGGAGGUCGGAGAGAAGAUUGAGUGGAACCUGGGUGUUGUCAGACAGUCCAUAAACAGGAAGGGCAAGUUUACUGUCUGUCCUGCAAAUGGUUUCUGGACUUUAAGCCUGAAGGCUGGUGGCCAGUACAUUGCCAACACCACUCCUGUCACCCCCUUGGCUCUAGAGCACAGACCCAGGAAGGUGGGUGUGUUUUUGGACUACACAGAAGGCCGAGUGUCAUUCUUCUGCGCAGAAUCUGGUGUCCACAUUCACACCUUCAUCGAUACAUUUACUGACAAGCUCAGCCCAUUCUUCAGUCCUGGCCGACUUCAUGGAGGCAAAAAUCCCGCUCCUCUAACCAUCUGUUCUAGUUUCUGCAGUAUCUAAACGUCAUA